ACAAACCCCUUUUCCCCCAAUAAUGCAAUAAUAUUCUUCUCUUCCCCUUCCUCUUCAUCUCAAUUUCUCAAAAUUCCUGUAACCCUAAUUCCGUCAUCCAUCAUCUCUCCGGCCACUCUUUCCGAUUCCGAUGGCUCUGCAUAUCGCCAAACGCCUCCUCCGCACCCGCGCCACCACCCCUACCGUCGCACUUUUCUCAGCCGUUGAUCGGAGCUUUUCCUCCACCUCUUCCGAUCUGAUCCGCGCCACUCUCUUCCCCGGUGACGGCAUCGGUCCCGAGAUCGCCGAAUCUGUUAAACAGGUAUUCAAUGCUGCAGAGGUUCCAAUUGAAUGGGAAGAACAUUUUGUGGGGACAGAAGUUGACCCGAGGACCCAAAGCUAUCUCACAUGGGAAAGUCUAGAGUCAGUAAGAAGAAAUAAAGUGGGCUUAAAAGGCCCAAUGGCUACGCCAAUCGGAAAAGGACAUCGUUCCUUAAACCUUACGUUGAGGAAAGAACUGAAUCUGUACGCAAAUGUCAGACCAUGUUACAGCUUACCUGGUUACAAGACUCGAUAUGACGAUGUUAAUCUUGUUACCAUCCGUGAAAACACUGAAGGAGAGUACAGUGGUCUUGAACAUCAGGUGGUGCGGGGAGUUGUCGAAAGUCUCAAAAUCAUCACUCGACAGGCAAGUCUGAGGGUCGCUGAAUACGCUUUUUAUUACGCUAAAACACAUGGUAGGGAGAGAGUAUCUGCAGUACACAAAGCUAACAUCAUGCAGAAAACCGAUGGUCUCUUUUUGAAGUGCUGUCGUGAAGUUGCUGAGAAGUACCCGGAGAUUAAGUACGAGGAAGUUGUCAUCGACAAUUGCUGUAUGAUGCUUGUGAAGAAUCCAACGCUGUUUGAUGUUUUAGUAAUGCCCAAUCUUUAUGGUGACAUCAUCAGUGAUCUGUGUGCUGGAUUAAUUGGAGGACUGGGUUUAACACCAAGCUUAAACAUUGGAGAGGGUGGUAUUGCUCUUGCUGAGGCCGUUCAUGGUUCAGCUCCUGAUAUUGCUGGAAAGAAUUUGGCAAACCCGACCGCUUUAUUACUAAGUGCCGUAUCAAUGCUUCACCAUUUGGACCUGAAUGAAAAAGCCGAUAAAAUCCAAGAUGCGGUUUUGAAGACAAUCGCAGAAGGCAAGUACCGAACUGGCGAUCUAGGUGGCCAAUCAACAACCUCGGAAUUUACAAAAGCGAUCAUCGAUCAUCUUUGAGCAUUAAAGAUGGUGCAAAUUGCAUAUAAAGUUUGAUUCCAUUUUUCUUACACUAAUUUUCCAUUCAUGUACUAUUUGGAGUUGUGGAGAGGGGAAUUAGACCACAACAAGAUUUUUUGGUUUUGUUAUUUGAGUAAGGAUAUAAAGAUAACUGCUCAAAAGCCAGGUUAUGCAGUUGACAUAUGCUUUUCUAUUGGUUGGUUAUUUGUAAGUUAUGAAUAAAUUUCAUCACUUUGAGGUUGAGGUUUUCCUCAUCUUUUCUCUAA
This is a messenger RNA of Helianthus annuus (common sunflower), 1500 nucleotides long. Its product is annotated as 3-isopropylmalate dehydrogenase, chloroplastic. Gene Ontology annotation, molecular function: magnesium ion binding; NAD binding; isocitrate dehydrogenase (NAD+) activity. Gene Ontology annotation, biological process: tricarboxylic acid cycle; isocitrate metabolic process. The coding region runs from base 131 to 1234 and encodes 367 amino acids. Lineage: Eukaryota; Viridiplantae; Streptophyta; Magnoliopsida; Asterales; Asteraceae. The record is from RefSeq and is a predicted model, not a curated record. The transcript is spliced from 7 exons. Gene Ontology annotation, cellular component: mitochondrion.